Microdochium trichocladiopsis is the source of this 1978-nucleotide messenger RNA. Its product is annotated as major facilitator superfamily transporter. Gene Ontology annotation, biological process: transmembrane transport. NCBI's taxonomy places the organism in Eukaryota, Fungi, Ascomycota, Sordariomycetes, Xylariales, Microdochiaceae. The transcript has 3 exons. The record is from RefSeq and is a predicted model, not a curated record. Gene Ontology annotation, cellular component: membrane. Gene Ontology annotation, molecular function: transmembrane transporter activity. The coding region runs from base 257 to 1924 and encodes 555 amino acids.
AUGGCCGCCACCCGUCAGACGUGGUCGCGUUGCAAAUCGUGUCUGGCCAGCGUCCGGCCCAGACAUCAUCACCGGCGGAGGGGCAUGAUUGCUGACGUGCAGGUGAGCAAGGAGGGAGCAUCUCCUCCUUUGGCGCCAGCUUGGAGAUCGCACGAGUAUAAUACAUGUCCCACGCCCUGCCUGUGAUCCCCGGGCCGUCGCAUCAUCUGUCCCAGAGCACCUUCCAACCACAGCCCUCCCGCUGUAAUCGUCCACCAUGGCGCACCCUCACGAUCACGACCACGAUGGCGACGACUACUUUGGCGCCACCGAGCGCACUCCCCUGGUGGGCAACGCCUCUUCGGCGGCAAACAACACCCCGCCGGCCUCGAGGCGGCGCCCGCUGGCGCACUUGAGAGGCGCUUCCAUCGCUUCUAUCGCGAGCUCGCUCAAGGUGCCCACGGCGCACAAGCCCAGCACCAUCAUCCUCAUCCUCGCCGCCAACAUCUUCUUCGCCGCCUCGUCUGGCGCUCUCCAGCAGAUGGCAGCAACCCGUAUCUUUGAGGACGUCUUCUGCCGCCAGUACUACGCCGACAAGACCGAGUUCCAGCUUGGCGACCCCAUCGACGAGAGGAUGUGCAAGGAGGACGAGAUUCAGUCCCGCCUCGCCUUCCUCUUUGCCGUCUCCAUAUCCAUCGAUGCCAUCGUCGGCUGCCUCUCUGCCCUGCCGUGGGGUGCCGCUGCUGACCGAAUUGGCCGCAAGACAGUUCUCGUAUUCUGCCUCGCCGGGUUCACCAUGCAGAUCAUGUGGAUGAUGGUAGUGGGCUGGUUCUCAGAUACCAUCCCUGCCGAGUUCUACUGGCUUUCAUCGCUGACGCUGCUGUGCGGAGGAGGCAACGCUGCUGCGGGUGCUUGUAUUGGCAGUAUGGUGUCGGAUAUCCUGCCCGAGCUGGAAAGAUCCGUUGCCUUUAUGCAAAUCCACGUCGCAAGCUCCGUCGGCAACUUGUUGGCGCCAGCCAUCGCCAGCAUCAUGAUGGUCUCACUCGGCCCCUGGCCCGUCAUGUUUGUCAGCCUGGCUGUCAUGGCAACCUGCAGCGUCACCGUCCUCUUCGUCCCUGAAACCCUGCAAAGUAAAGCACAGCCUGACGAUGCCGGCGCGCUCACCCUCCAGGACCACGCAGCCCAGGCUGUACAGGAACUUCGCAACCUGCUCGCCAUCAUGAAGGACCCGACCAUCUGCGUCGUGCUGGCCGUCUUCCUCCUCUCCCUGCCGCCUUAUCUCAGCACGUACCAAUUCCUCCUACAGUUUGUCUCGAAGCGUUACCACAUCCCAAUCGCAGAGACCGGAUUCGUCCAGUCGACCUAUGGGAUUGCGCACAUCGUCGUCGUACUCGCAUUCCUCCCGUGGCUGACAAAGUUCGUCCUCCGACCGUCAACCCCGCGGUUCCUGCGCAUCGAGAACAAGCACAAGCGCGACCUUGUCUUGGGUCGCUGGUCCUAUGCCAUGACCAUAGUGGGGUCUCUCAUCCUCGCCGUCUCGCCCAAUCUCACCGGCUUUACCGCGGGCCUGCUCGUCAUGUCUUUCGGCGCCGGCGCCGACAGCAUGAUCAAGUCAACUGCCUCUGCUUUAGUUGCCCCAGACCAGACGUCUCGUCUGUUCUCGCUCAUGGCCGUCAUGGGUAUUGGCUCGAUGCUGUGGACGUCGCCUAUGCUGGCCGGCCUGUUCAGCUUGGGGAUGCACCUCGACGGCCGCAACGGUGGAAGCGGGCCAUGGAUCGGGCUGCCGUAUCUCGGCGUCGCGGCGAGCACGACCUUGAUGCUCGUGCUCGUGUGUUUUGUGCGGGCACCGUCGGAGCGCAAAGCAUCGACAGUCGAGGCCGGGGAGGAAGGAGUGGACGUGCAGACAUCGUCAUCAUCGAAUAGUGAGAACGAGCAGCGCUCGUAGGUAGACGACGAGACCUUUGAUAGAAUUCCACAAUUUCAUACGUGUUUUUUUUUA